Molecule: messenger RNA, 1441 nt
Organism: Bipolaris sorokiniana ND90Pr
Lineage: Eukaryota; Fungi; Ascomycota; Dothideomycetes; Pleosporales; Pleosporaceae
Exons: 3
Coding region: 40-1350 (436 amino acids)
Source: RefSeq, a predicted model, not a curated record
ACAGGCUCUACAAAUUCCAACACUUGUCUUUCGUUACGCAUGCUCAUCAUGAGACAUAAUUCGUUCGCUUCAUUCCUCUUGCUGGCUCCUGUGGCCACCAUCGCAGCAACUUUGCAUCGGAGAGAGCUCUCUCCUGCUACGGAAUUAAGCGGGAGCUGGACAUACUCUGGUUGUUACGUCGAUUCCGUCGCGGCACGAUCACUCAACUCUGCAUCCCAAGGAGAUGGCACUAGCAUGAGCGCUCAGGCCUGCACUGCCUUUUGUGGUGCACGUGGUUACCCUGUAGCUGGCGUAGAGUACAGCUCAGAAUGCUGGUGUGGUACUGCUCUUCCGUCGCAGGUUGCAACCGACCCUACUACAUGCAACAUGCCUUGUUCGGGUGACGCCACCCAAGUAUGUGGCGGUCCAGAUAGACUGACUGUAUACUCGCGACCUGCAUUUACACGAACUAAGCCAAACCCAACUGGCUGGCAGUCACUCGGAUGCUACACCGAUAACGUUGAUGCUCGUACCCUUUCAGAUAUGCAUGCAGCUGGCGACCAGGUGACGAUUGAGCUGUGUGCUGCUGCUUGUACUGGGUCGAAAUAUUUUGGUGUGGAGUAUGCUAGCGAAUGCUUCUGUGGCGACAGUAUCUUGAAUGGAGGCACGAGUGCGUCAGAUGGAUGCAACAUGCCUUGCAGAGGUGAUACAAGUGAAUUUUGUGGAGGCUCUAACCGUUUGAACUUGUAUCAAGCUGUUCUAUCUCAGCCCUCUCCAGAGCCUUCACCAAGCCCAUCGCCCAGCCCAUCGCCCAGCCCAUCGCCCAGCCCAUCGCCCAGCCCAUCGCCAGAGCCUGUUUGCGCACCCAUGAUUCCGACCGGUGGACAAAUCAUUAACGGUGGUUUCGAACUCGGCCCAACCUGGACACGCAGCUCAUCUAGCAAUGCAAUCUCAAAGGAAGUCUAUGGCCUAGCAUAUGAAGGCUGCUACUCAGAACUCCUUUCACCCAUAUCCUCUGCGGGCACGACUCGGGCGGUUGCUAUAGUAUCCAACGCGGCCAUUACCCCAGGCACCACGCACACCCUUUCCUUCUACCUUGGACGUCGCAGCAGCUCAGCGGCUAAUAAUGCUGUAGUUAACAUGAGGAUAAGUGUUCCAGCGGGUGUAUCAUGGACACAGUCAUUCCAGGCGUGUACGGGCGCUGCAUGCGAUCUUGUGGGUACAGGAGGCACAAUUUGGAGGAGGUAUCAGGCCUCAAUCAACUUCCUUGCUGGUCAGCGCCUACCGCUUACCAUUACUACGAGUUGGUCUGGCGCAACUAAAAUUGACGGUACUGAUGAUGUGUUGAUUGAUGGUAUCUUUAUCACCUAGUUUGUAUAUUCUACUACCCAAGUAAUUAGAGGUGUAAAAGCUCUACACUUCCUUGCGAUUAAAUCUACUAUAUUAAUCAUACAGAAUAUCU